Messenger RNA from Plasmodium gonderi, 1593 nucleotides. RefSeq names its product dolichyl-diphosphooligosaccharide--protein glycosyltransferase. Lineage: Eukaryota; Apicomplexa; Aconoidasida; Haemosporida; Plasmodiidae. The record is from RefSeq and is a predicted model, not a curated record. Gene Ontology annotation, cellular component: endoplasmic reticulum membrane; oligosaccharyltransferase complex. The coding region runs from base 1 to 1593 and encodes 530 amino acids. The transcript has a single exon.
AUGAAGAACGAAAGAACAACAAGAAUUGUAUUUCUUCUAUGCUUAAUUAUUUUUUUAUUUAUUAUCAUAAGAACAUGUGGGUGCGAAAAGAUAAAAUUAGAAAGGGUUUCUUUUGACAAGGAGUCCAUUAAAGGUGUUAUAAAAAAUAAAAUAAAAAAAUUCAGUGAAAGCAAAUUAGUGCUUGUGACUAACAUACAAAAUUUGCUGCAAACUCAUGGAGAUUUUUUGCAAAUAUUGAGAGGAGGUGAAGAUGGGAGAGGUCACCAGAUUGGAAAGUUCGCACAAAUUGGGCAUAGAAGUGGCAGUAGUGGCAGCAGAGGCAACAGUAGGAGUGGCAGUAGUGACAGUAGUGACAACAGUGGAAACUCUAAUUGCAUGGCAAACUGGGAGGAAUGUGAACUGCACCCAUCAGAUCAAGCCAUGUUCGAUGGAUUAGUAAUAAUAUUAAACGUUCUGGAUGACAAUGUUAUGGAAUACAUAAACAUCAAUUAUGUAAAAGGAUUUCUGGAAAAGAAAAAAAACAUUUUUUUAAGUGUAAACAGUGUAAUUGGAAAAAGUGGAAUGCAUUUUCUAAAUCAGUUGAAUGUUAAUGUAUAUGGAAAUAUGUCAUAUGUCAUAGACAGUUUUAAUCAAAGUUUGCCAAAUGUACAAAAAAAUUCUCAUGAUGGAAGGAAAAUUACAAUAGGAGAAGUAGAACAUUCAUUUUAUACGAGUGAAAUAAUACAAAAUACACCAAUUUUUUCUCAUCAUGUUAUUUCCAAUUCAAGCAUGUUCAUCCCAGUGCAUGCAAGCAAAAUAAAACGUAUUUUAUUCAAAGGGACAGCACAUUCCAUAUUGUUGAAAAAAAAGUACUUUCUUGAACUUGUGACAUGCACAAAAAAUUGUUUACUUUUUGAUAAGAAUGAUAAAUUUAGAAAAAAAUAUAAUAAAGGAACUGAUUUACUAUUAGUGUCAGGUAUUCAAUUGGAAAAUAAUUCCCGAUUUAUUUUUUCGUCAUCCACAGAAAUAUUUUCCAAUCUAUUUUUCCAGCUUAAUGAAGAAAAUAAAAUUUUUUCUCAAGACAUAAUUCUGUGGAAUUUUAAAAAAAUUGGUAUUAUUCGAUAUAACAAUUUUAAAUUACACAAAAUUGAAAAUAAAAAGGAGGAAAAUUUUUUUGUAAAUGAUUUAAUUCAUAUGUCCAUUGAUCUCUACGAAUUGAAGAAUGAUUUUUGGGUACCUUUUAAAAAGGAUGAUGUACAAUUUGAUGUUAUUAAAUUGAAAGUUAAUAGAAGAAAUUUUUUAAAUAUCUAUAAAGGUAUAGACAAUCCAACAUAUUAUAAAAAUUUUCAACUGCCAACUGAACAUGGUGUAUAUAAAAUACAAAUAUACUACCUAAGAAAAGGUUACAAUAUAUUAAAUUUGAAUUACUUCCUUACUGUUCGAUCUCCAUUACAUUAUGAAAAAAAUAAAAAAGUGCAUUUUCCAUUUUACCCCUUUUAUUUCUACAUUUACAUGUCUCUUUUUUCUUUUUUUUUAUUCAUUUUGAUCCUUCUGUUUGACCACUGGGGCUCUUGCGAAAAAAGCACCCAUCCCUAUAAGAACAAAGUCGAGUAG